CGAGCUUUCAUUUCAGCUUGAAUUGUUGGAUGUUUGUGUUAUUUGUUUUUUCUUAAUUUUAUUCAAUAAUCAGCUCUAAUUUAUCAAUUUUCAUUUAAUUUUCUUCAUUAGAUUUCUCUAUUCAUGAUGAAGAUUAUUCUGGUGCAAACAGUUGUUCAUUAUUACAGUCUGUAAAGUGAUAAAUAAAGAAGAACAUCAUUGUUUCAAAAAACAUCAAUAGUGUUUCUCUAGAUUCAUAGUUUUGUUAUGAAGUAUUGAAUGUGUUCAUCUUUCAACCAUGGAAGUUAACUCAAUCAAGGAAAAUUUAGUUAACGGGUUUACUUUUGACUCAUCUUCUCUAAUCUCGCCGUUUACUGGAGAUGAUGUUUUCUCUUCCAACCAAAUUAAUGCGCCUUUGGGUGAUCAUAAUGAGGAUGAGUUUGACCAGAUGCUCCAACAAAUCGGUUGUUUUGACAUCAAUAUGUUAAAUUUGGAGAACAGUGAUUUAUUCAAUGUUGCUGAUUUGGAAGGCUCCGCUUUGACACCUGAUUCAGGAAAGUUUGAACAGUCUCCUGAUCUAGUUGGAGAUUUAAAAGCUGAAUUAACCUCAAUUCAGCCAUUCGACUCGACCAAUGGAGUAUCAUCAAAUAAUUCACCCGUUUUAGAUUCUAGCGAACCUUUGUUAAAACAAUAUAAUUUAAUUAAUCAAGCAUCUAUCCAGCCUAUUCAACAAUAUCAAAGCCAGUUACCUCAACAAACAGUAUCUCAAACCCAGUUGAAAUUACCUGAUCCACCAGCUCAACCUAUGGAUAUUGGUACUACGGCAAAAGUUCAGAGAGUCCAAGCCACUAUCCAGCCUUUAAUUCAACAAGCUGUCAUUACUACACCGACACCUCCCCAGAACACUGAACCAUCUAUCAUUUGUGUUGAUCAAAACCAAAAAACCACAACUGUUCCAAUCAAUUUGAAUGACUUGAUAUCCAUUAUAAGAGAGCAACAACAACAGAAACAACAACUAUUUAUUCAGCAGAAAGUUCAAGAAGCAUUGAUUCAACAAAUUCAAUCAAAUGCAUGCUCUAUCAAUACAGCUCCCGCUACAGCUACUAAAAUUCCUUUGGCCACUGAACAGUUGAAUCAAAAUAAAGUUGGUAAUUUUUUUGAUGCCCAAAUUGUUACAGAUGGCUCAGGUUCGAUUUUAACAACUCAAGCUGUCCCAAUCACCACCCCAGUGACAGUUUCAGUUGCAAAUCCAACUACCACAUUAAUUACAGCCACCCCGAUUAUUUUACAACAAAAAACUAUAGAUCCAGUGCCGGAUAAAUUUCCGAUUACUAGACUUGCGACUAUACCUGCUACUAAUCAAAGUAAUCCUCGUCAAUCAACCACCCCUUCUAUCAAAAGAGAGCCUCAAUCACCUCAAAGUGAUUGUGAAAGUCCUAAACGAGGUAAACAUGCCGUACCCGAAAAACGAACCGCUCAUAAUGCUAUUGAAAGAAGAUACCGAUCAUCUAUUAAUGAUAAAAUCACUGAAUUAAAAAAUAUGGUUGUUGGUACAGACGCUAAACUCAACAAAUCAGCAGUUCUCAAAAAAGCAAUUGAAUAUAUCCAUCAUUUAACGACUUCUAAUAAUAAAUUGAGACAAGAAAAUUUAGCUUUGAAAGCAGCUUUAGCUAAUGACAAUGGUUCACUUAAAUCGCCAACCAGUAUCCCAGCCUCUGAUUCACAAGAUAUUACUCCACCUAUUUCUGAUUGUUCUUCAUCAGCCUCUUCACCAGACCAAAGUGGCAUCCGAUCUCCUUCUGAACCCGAAUCACCAAUUAUUUGGGCAUCUGAUGGUUCACGAAUGUUACUUUGCGUCUUUGUUUUCGGACUUCUUGCUUUCAAUCCAUUCUCAAUUUUCUUGAAUUCCGAUGAUAUGCAAACUUCUUUCGCUGGUAGCACUGAUCAUGGCUCUGGUCGGUCAAUUCUUAGUAUUUGGCAUACUGACAAUUCUCUCGGGUGGACUGAAUUAUUAAUAUCCUACUGGAAAUCAAUCGCACUUUGGUUACUUAAUAUUUUUAUUUGUUUUAUUACUUUGAAAAGAGCCUUUCAUCAUUAUCCAAUAACUGAUCAAGGUGAAAGAAAAUAUUGGAUAUACAUGGUUCAAGCUAAUCAAGAUCUUCAAAAGGGUAACAUAAGAUCUGCUCAGCACAAUUAUAUGGCUGCUCUUGAAAUUGUUCGUCGUUCAACACUUCCUAAAACUCUUCCUGGAGAAGUAUUGGCUGUUACAUGGCAGCUUAUCCGUUUCUGGUUACACUUCUUUUAUCUCGGUCGAUUGUUAGAGGAUUACGAGUACCAAGAUAAAAAUCUUCUUAGUAUUGCCUGUUUCCUCCACUGUAAACUAAAUUCGAUCGAUUUAAUUGUUAACCAAGGGAAAUUUUCUCUCAUGGGAUAUUUUUAUGCUUUAUCGGCCAUAAACGAAUCUAAAGCUUUAGGACAUGAAUCUGGACCUUUGGUUAGUUCACAUAUUUUGGCUGCUUUGCGAUUCAAGAUUAUCUCCAAUCUUUACGCUCGUUAUUUUUUGAGAAGAGCUUUGUCUUACUGCAAAUCUGAUAAAAUUGAACAUUACCUUCUCAACCCUAUUGGGCGCAAAUUUUUUAACAAAUCACAUCAUCAUUGGAACUACACAGCUGACAAGUCUUCUAUUUUUGUCAAGACUCCGGAAAAAAUUGUUGAUCCAUUCACAUAUAAUUCAAGAGAAUAUAGACGUUAUUUGAUUAAAAAAUCAAUUUUAACCAUGAUAAACCCAAAAAGUGGAAUAAAAACAGAGAAUAGUUCAUCAAAGGUAAACAAAGGCCGUAGUAAUUUAUCGAUUUCAUUGCUGGCAGUCAUCAGUGAGUUGUCAAACAAUAGUAAACUAUUUGGUGAUGACAUUGCUUACUGGUGGAGCAAUGUAAUCAAAGCUGCUUAUUUCUGGUUCAUCGGAGAUGAUCAAUCAGCUCACGCAGUUACUUUGAUUAUUCCUGACAGUUUACGCAACAAUUCGUUGGCCAUCACCCUUUUAUUAGGUGGUAAAAUGAAAAAAUAUAUUGAAAUUAAAAAACCAAAAGAUACUAAAAUUCUGAUGAAAUUAUUGGAUCGGGCAAGUUACGAGUUAUGGCGAUCAAUAGAGAUGAAUGAAAGUCAAAAGCUGCAAGAUGAUUGUAAUCAACAAAUAAUCCAAGCUUUCCAAUUGUUAUGCACUGAAUGGCUACUUUCAACACGAUUGAAACUUUGGGAAUUGAAUUGUGACUCACUAUCUUCAUCCAGUCAAUAUCAUAUUAGAGGGUUCCGUAAAGAUUUAUCAACUCUUCGGUAUAUGGUUCAACUUAUUCCAAGUGGAAAAACUAAAUUGUACCUUCACGAAGGAUCCUAUCGAUUAAUAAGUGGAUCAAACCCAUUAAUUGCUCAAAAUCUUUUAGAAAGAGCAUUAAGAAAAAGAAGACAAAAUGGCUUAAGUAAUAUUAUUUGUGCUACUGGGGAACAAAGGAAUACUCUGUCAAUCAAUGAUCAAAAAGACAUUGUAAAUGCAUUGUUCAUGAUUGGCAAACACUUACCUUCUCAAUGUUUAUCCUGUUCUGGUGAAAAAGAAGGCUACCUUAAAGAGGCAGAAGCCAUUAUGAAUCGACAUCAAAGUGACAAAAGCCUUCUCUUGUAAAUACUAACUGUAAUCAAUUGAACCAUGCUACAUUUACGUAGUCAGCUUCAUUUCUUUUAUUCAAUCUCAUUUAUUGUACAAUAAAUUUAUAGAUUUGACGAGAA
Molecule: messenger RNA, 3759 nt
Organism: Tetranychus urticae (two-spotted spider mite)
Lineage: Eukaryota; Metazoa; Arthropoda; Arachnida; Trombidiformes; Tetranychidae
Gene: SREBP
Product: Sterol regulatory element binding protein
Biological process (GO): regulation of transcription by RNA polymerase II
Cellular component (GO): nucleus
Molecular function (GO): protein dimerization activity; DNA-binding transcription factor activity, RNA polymerase II-specific; RNA polymerase II cis-regulatory region sequence-specific DNA binding
Source: RefSeq, a predicted model, not a curated record